AGCGCUCCUUGAGAUUCUCCUAAUAAUUGUCAAAUAUCAUGCCGCUUUAAUUCUUCCCUCCCUCCUUUGGUGGCGUGGGGAGGUCUCCCUGUCACUAAAAGAGACGUUUCCUCAAGAUAUGCUUUCCUGUGAUUCAGCAACAAAUUUAACAAGGCCGAAGUGACAAGAAGGCAGCGAAAAGGAAACGACGACGACCCGAGCCCGCCCGGCAUGUCCGCCACGGCGCCCGCGCCCGAGCUCAACCCAAACGACAACAAUGCCUACCUCGUGUACAUCCCAUCCGCCGUCUUCGUGGUCAUCUGCCCCGUGCUGAUGGCCUUUCGGAUAUGGGCACGCCUGAGGAAUGGAGGCAAGCUUGGCGCCGAUGACUGGACGGCCAUAUUAGCUCUGAUAUUCACCCUUCUGACGAGCGGAUUUCUCGUAGCCUCUUGCCAAUACGGCAUGGGACGACACUGGGCUACCUUAAACAAGCACGAGAAGUUCGAGACCAACAAGUACUUCUACAUGGCGCAGGUGACCUACAAGGCGGCCAUCAACCUCGUCAAGUGCUGCAUCCUCCUGCUCUACCUGCGCCUCUUCCACGUCGUCCAGUGGUUCCGCCUCUCCUGCUGGGCCCUCCUGGCCGCCGUGGCCAUGUACUGCACGGCGUCCAUCACGGCGACCAUCUUCCAGUGCCGGCCGAUCGCGCGCGCCUUCGACAAGGACGACACGCCGGGCACGUGCAUCGACACGGCCAAGUUCUGGUUCGCCAACGCGGGCUUCUCCAUCGCGACGGACGUGAUCAUCCUGCUGCUGCCGAUGCCGCUGGUGUGGCGGCUGGAGGUGCCGACGGCGCAGAAGGCCGCGCUCGCGGCCGUCUUCGCCGUCGGCAUCUUCGUCGUCGUCACCUCGUGCCUGCGCGCCACCACGCUCGACCUCUUCGCCACCAGCCCGGACAACACGUACAACAUCGCCAACGUCAUGUGGACCAUCGUCGAGCCCAACGUCGCCGUCGUCUGCUCCUGCCUGCCCAUCCUGCGGCCCUUCGUGAUGGGGAUCAUCCCGGCGCUGCGCAGCAGGCGCGGCGCCGGCUCGCGGGGCUUGCCGAGCUAUGGCAACGGGAGCGCAGGGACAGGCACCGGCACGGGUGCUCAGAAGUCGCGCGCCACGCAGGGCAGCCGGAGCCGGUCUGACGGCAUGGGCGGGGGCCGCGGCGGCGGCGAUUGGGUUGAGCUCGGCGGCGUCGCGGCGGCGCGGGGCGGGCUGCGCCGCCCGAACUCCCUGACCGGCAGCGAGGAGGACAUGUUGGCGGGGACCAAAGGGGCGGUGGAGGUAGGCGGGAGGGGGAUCCACAAGACGGUCGAGUACAGCGUCCAGUACUCGGAGGAGCAGCAGUAGAAUGGUGGCCAGGAGGACGAAGUUAGCACUGCGUUGCGGGAAAGGGAGUGGCCUAAAAUAGGUAAGGUAUCUAUUCCGUCCGACGCUCAACAGGUUCCAGAUACUGUACAUGACUCAGUUUGGGUUGUUGUUAGAUAAAAUGGCAACGUAACAUCCGUGAUAUGCUUC
Messenger RNA from Thermothielavioides terrestris NRRL 8126, 1545 nucleotides. RefSeq lists its product as uncharacterized. Lineage: Eukaryota; Fungi; Ascomycota; Sordariomycetes; Sordariales; Chaetomiaceae. The transcript is spliced from 4 exons. The record is from RefSeq and is a predicted model, not a curated record. The coding region runs from base 211 to 1377 and encodes 388 amino acids.